CUUUGAAUUGGUUGAUGGUUUGCGCGAAAUUUCCGCGUCUCGUUGAAAUCUAUUUCCACUAUUUUUUAAUUCACGAGGUUUUAGUUGUGUGCCGACCGGCAAAUUUUCUUUCAAGUCCCUCCGUCUCGCGUCUUUGCUGUGAAAAUCCCCAGAAAGUCCCUUUUCAAGCUGCUUUGGCAAUCAACAUAAGGUUCACAGAUUCGCCUCUAUUUUCAGUGAUAUUGUUAAGCAACAUUUAUUGAAUCCCAGCUCAAAAAUCGCUAGAAUCUGAGGCGAAGCACUUCUGCAGUCAAAUUAGAUUGACAAAUGAUACCAGUGGUAGGUGAUCGAGUGCUAACUAAUGGAUGAGUCAAAGCCAAGUCCAGCGCCAGUCUCACUGAAAAGAUCGCGUCUGGGGCCUAACUUGAAAACAUUGAAAGUGUUACGUCCAGUUGUACCCAAUGGAAAUGGCUUGAGCACUAGUAAUGAAAAAAAAAUUGAGGAAGCACCAGAAAAUUCAUCCAGUGUAGAUAAGGACAAAGCAUCUAUGUCAGUGAGAAACAAAGAAAUAUGUCGUUUGCAUAUGGAAGAAACCAAUUCCAUCAAUAAUGCCCAGAAUCCUGAUGCGAAAGGUGAUAAAAGUGAAUCCAACGAUCUUAAUAAAUCCGACACAAGUGCUGCUGAUGUAGUUGUUAAAAAAGAGCCAUCUGAUCCUCAUCCUGAAGAAAACAAUUCUAAUAGCACCGUAGAGAACUCUAGCUCAGCAACAGAGCAAAACAAUAGUGGUGAAAGUGAUAGUGUCGCUAAUAAUUGUGUUAGUAAAGUGAAUAGUACUUCUUCUGAGGAGUCAAGCAAAACAAGUGAAGAAAAUGGUAAGCUCAAACCUAGUGAUGAAGCUAGUGAUGAUAAAGUUGAAAAAAUCACUAACGAGGAAAUUGUGAAAGCUGAAAUUCAAGAAGACUCUGCGUCAUCGGACGCUUCUAAGCUCAAAGACUCAACACAAUCUGAGGCUGUCAAGCCAGUGAAAGAGCCGUCGGCAAAAACUGAAGUCUCAAAACCAGUGAAGGAAUCCCCAAAGGCUAAAGCUUUGAAGAAAGAAGCAGCCAAAACUGACGUUCCUAAACCAGCUGACGACAAAGUUAAAGUAGAAAAAGACUCCGUUAAAUCAGAAGAAAAGGCUGCCCAGGAAGUAGCCAUUAAUAAAACUGAAACCAAGUCUGAAAAAGACUUGUCAACAAAAGCAAAAGGAAAGACAGAGGCUGAGCCAGCGAAAAGAGAAUCAGCAAGGAACAAAGCUAACGCCAGAAAAGGCAAGUUAAAAGACGAAGAAUCCCAAUCAUCUGGAUCUGAGGAUUUCCUUGGUUUUGACAGUGAGCACACUGAGAAGUCCAUGAAAGCCAAGAAAAAAUUUAUUGAAUCAAGUGAAGAAAAGAAAGUAAGCAGCUCUCGAGUUCCUAGUACGCCAGUAAGCACAGAUACAUCCAAAUCUGAAAACUCCUUCCUUGAAGCAACUCCAAGUUCCAACAAAAAGAUGAGGAAAAACAUAGUCGAUAUCUCUGACCCGCGCUACCUGAAACCGUUCGAAUUUGGAUGGAGGAGGGAGCUCGUCUAUCGCGCUACCAAUGAAGAUGGCAAGCGCCAAGGAGAUAUUUACUACUACACCCCUAGCGGCAAAAAAGUUCGCUCACAAAGAGAAGUCUCAGAACAUAUUACUGAUCCAGAACUUACUGCAGAUAACUUUACAUUUAGCAAAGAGCCCAUUGGCCUGAAUGAUAGCGAAAAGGAAAUAAUUCGAGAUGCUAAAAUGCGAAUGAGCAAGGACUUUGCAACUCCACCACCAAGAGCUGCAAUGAAAACGCCGAAAGCCAAAGCAACAGCAACUCCUCCUGCUACUCCAAAAACCACGCCAAAAGUGGUAAUCAAGACGCCGACGCCCAGCUCAGGUGGAUUGAAAGUAAAGUUCACAGGAAUCAAAUCUGGUUCCACAGCAGCUAAGUCAAGUGUACCUAAAUCGAGACCCGCUAAAGUUAAAAAGCGCAAGAGUUCAGGAAGCAGUGAAUUAGAAAUGGGUAUGUUACCGCCAAUGUGGAGUUCACCAGAAGCCAAAAAUGAUGACGUUUCUACUGCACGGUCGUGGAGCCCGCCCACUGUCUCAGACUCGUCAAAAGUGGAGAUGGACAGAAGCUGUUCGAUUUACUGUCCGCGAGCAAUGGGCAUCAUCCCGUCUCUCCAGUGUCAUGCUUGCCAGUGCCUCUUCCAUCCCGAGUGUUGCGGAAUUUCACCUGGUCGAACUAUUCUGCAGUACGUUUGCAAAAAAUGCCAAAAAAAUUGGAACUGGAAAGCUCGCACUCUAGCCUCGACGAUGAAAAGCGGGAACAGUAUAACCGUAAGUCUGCCGGCUCCCAAGUCAACCCUUGUCUCUCUAUCCAGCUCCGCCCCUACCAAGUCCCUGACCACCAGCACGAUUGCCAAAACGGCCAAGAUCACCUCCAUCGUAGGAGGUGUGACAACAUGGCUUCCACCCUCUUCCACAAUCCAAUUCUCGAGCAGUAAUGUCACAACUAAGGCACAGAAAAAUCCGAAGUCAAACACUCCCUCUGUCCCUCGACCCGCUGAUAGUCAAUCAACAGCUCCUCCUGCACAGGCAGUGGUCGAGAUGAAUGGAAAACGAUUUAUAGUUAUGCCAAAGCAGAAUGUUGUAUCUGUGUCGCAGCCAAUGCCUGUCUCGAACCCUGAUGAUAAUCCUCCCCCUCCGGUUCCUGUCACUGCAAUCCAGUGCUUUCCUCGUCCUCCCGCUCAGUUCAUGCUCCCAUCAUCGGAGUCGCUGGCUCUAGCUCCAAUUUCAACUCCCAAUCUUGCCGCUGGUGGUGCCUUUCUUCCGCAUUUCGCUCCAGGCCUAACGCCUGGAGCGUUUCUCAUGAGCUCCCAGUCUACAAACCCCCCUGGAGUCCUUCUAGUCCCUUGUCUCCCGCAGCAAAGUGCCCUUGGCGAAGGAAUGGCAGUGCAGCCGCAAUAUGUUCUAGUAAACGGUGCUGGAGUCGGAGGAAAUCUUAUGUUUGGCAACCCGCUCCCUCAGUCUUCAGAUGAUAAAGAGAAUGUUGGCAAAAAGCGAUCUGCUGAAAGAGGUGAUGCGAAAAAAGGAUCUCCACCAUCAAAGAGAGCGAGAGUAGCGAAUAACUCAGACUGCGGGUCCACAGUUUUGCGUGGCUCCGCUCCUGUUGUGACAAGUGGGUCUGCCGAAUUGAGUGGUUCCGCUGCCGUUGUAACAACAACGACCACUGACAGCAGCCUAGCGCAGCUUAAACCGAGCCAUUACUUCAUGAUGAACCUUGCUGCUGGAUACUCUACACUUAUGCAUAUCUUCAGAUACCUUAACUUGAAGGAGCUUCUCGUCGCAUCGAGAGUCUGCCGGUUGUGGCAUGAUGUCGCAUCUAAACAACAUUUUUGGCAGACCGUCAGAAUGAAGAAUACUCAGGUCUCCGAUUGGAAAGGUUUUGCGAACGCUUUAAUCAAGCACGAGACAAAGCAUUUGGACCUAAGGAAAAUGCUUGUUGGAACUAAAACAGAAGAAGUUAAAAACAACUGGUUAGAGUUCUAUAAUGUUAUUGGGCAAGUUAAAUCAUUGAAAAGGAUAGAGCUGUGCAGAUGUCUCUCUUCAGUCAUCGAAAAUUUGGCGAAACAUGUUCCUCAUAUAGAAGCAUUAACUGCUACGUCUAUCAAGAACACUUCCUUGAACUUGGAGCCGUUGGCUGCAAUUACCAACUUGACAGAAUUACGCUUGAAAGGAAUGUCAGGAAUAGAACUAUCCUUCAAUCAUUUGAGUAAUCUCACCACACUCAAACUGCUGUCGAUAACUGGAAUCAAGAAUUUAGACAGUGAAGCGUCACAAUCGAUUGGAUCUCUGGUGAAUUUAGAACAGUUGGAAAUCGGUGACUGCAACAACAUCCACCAAGUAACAGUGACAGAAGCACUACCAAAACUGAUCAACUUGAAAAGGCUGAGGCUCGAGAAGGGCCAGAACUCAGUGCCGCUCAUCAUUCAACUGAUAGAGUCUGCCAGUCAACUCCCGGCACUGGAGAUCCUCGAGCUCAUCAACUUCGACGUCAAACCAGGAUUCGAAGAAGCGCUCAAAAAGUGCACCAACAUCAAAUCGCUCCUCAUGAUUCCUACUUAUAUCACACAGUCAGCUACAACAAACCACAUUGUCAUGGUCGGCGUUAGUCACCUGAAACAAACGCUGAAGAAUUUUGUCUGGGGUCUGACUCUGGAACUCCUACGAGUGACGGAUUUGUUCAUUGACCAAUGCGAAACUGCCAAGAACUCUCCAGCCCAGAGCCCGACAUCAAACGGUAGCAAUGCCAGCAAAAAGGGCAAAGGUGACAGCAUCCCGAUCCUAAAGCCGCUCAUUGAUACGCUGGAAGAAGGCCGUUACCUCAAGGAGCCAAUCCAGAUCCCCUCGACAGGACCCUCCAAGGUGGACAUUCUCCCAAUCCCGAAGCUCCGUAAGGUCCUCUCUCAGAUUCUCCCAACCACGGAAAUCAAGAUUCUCAAAAUCCCGUUCAACCAAACUUGGCGGCAAACGCUUGUCUAAUGAUGUCUCUCCACCUACUUGCUCUGUUUAGUCUGCAGACUGAUUAUUGAAAUUGAUGGACAAAGAAGCCACAAGGAGUAUGGGACAAUCCUAUUGGUUGCAAUGAGUGGUCAUUAUAGACUGAAGGGGUAAAUGAUGGACUAAUUGUAGGGACUCUCAUGGGUUGCUGUUCGUCAGUCUAUUACUUACCUCCUUUGUCCAUUGCAACCACCCACUUCCACCAAUAGGAUUGCCUCAUUUACCUUUAUGUCUUCUUUGUCUAUAGCUGUGACUGUCAAUUUCAACAAUCAGCCUGCUGGUCCUUGUCCGAUUCAGAAUGUAGAUUGACAAGAAGCUGUGACAAGAAAAUUCAUUAGAAAUUUUUACAAAAUUUAGAUGGUUCUCUACAUUUUCUGCAAGAGAAGAAUGUUAGAGCAGUUUAACUGAUUGUGAGUCAGCAAAAUGAAUUUUGCUGCAUUUGCAAGUUCCUUAUCUUUUAUUUAUUCUUACCUUUCUCCAUGUUUUUCUGAACCUGCAUCAGAAUGGCAACUCUAGAAAGGUUAAGAUGAUUUGUUCCGGUUUCUGGCAAGGUUCAACUGGCGUGCAGUAUAUUGCAAAGCAGGAUUCAUUUUGGAGAAAAUCUUCGCAUUCGGUAUAGUUGUCAACUUCUGUAUUGAAUUCAAAGUUUUUUUACGGCAAGAAUCCUGCUUCCAUCUCUCUGAAUUUUGCCAAUUUCUUGAUUUAGAAUGAUUGCAGACUCAUGCGCAAGAGCUUUCAUCCUUUCUUUGGCUUCAAAUUCAAAAUCUACCAAAAUUUUUGACCUUUUUGUUGCGACGUAUUGCAUGCCAGUUCGACCAUGCCAGAAAGCAAGACAAAUCACCUUAAUGACUGAUUUCUUUCACUUGGAAUUUUUGAUGAAAUAGCAAUUCACCCUGUAAAGCAAAGCUUGAAUUCCAAACAAAUAUUUCAUUGGUAAUGUAUCAAGUACAAUAUUUUUUUUUAUACA
Molecule: messenger RNA, 5555 nt
Organism: Bemisia tabaci
Lineage: Eukaryota; Metazoa; Arthropoda; Insecta; Hemiptera; Aleyrodidae
Molecular function (GO): protein binding; DNA binding
Source: RefSeq, a predicted model, not a curated record